UAUAUUUUCUUUCUGCAGGGUGAGAAUAAUGGUUCUCUACCAUUUUGUGAGAAGAGUGAGGAUGCUGUAUGCUCACUUUCUCACAACCAAGGUGAUAAUGACAAUCUGCAGUGCUCAGCAAAUGAUUAUGCUGCAGACUCUUCCACUGCUCUCCUAUCUAGUAUGUUGAAAUGGUGGCGGUUGUGGGAAGAGCAAGGUGUAACCUUGUUAUUAGGGGUACAAGGAAGAGAUGCUUCUGCCUUACAUGACCACUUUGCAUCUCAUCAUGAUGAACUGCUAAAGAUAGAGAAUAAGUUGCAGGGAAUCAUCAAAAAGAAAACACAAACUCAGACCCCACACUCCUCUGGCCGUUCAUCAUUGAGUGGUGUCCUGGGAAGAUCAAGAAGUUCAUCACGGGAACCUUCUUCAACCAGGUCUUCGCUAAGUAGGCCUAGAACUCCUGGCUCCCAUGUAUCACAGCUUAUCUCUAAAUUUGAAACUGCUAGUCCAUCCACAAGCCCAGUACCUUCUGAGCUAAGUGAAAGGUUGAGCAGAUUAGUUGACUAUAAUAGUAAUGUCUCCAAAGAGGUGGACAGGACUGGUCAGUGCUCUCCAACUUCCAGUGUCGAUUCCAGUUCUAGAAAAUCACCUGUCAUUUUUAAAAAUAUGAGGGAGUGUAAGAUUCAAAGGAAACAGAAAUCUUUUGAAGCAGAAUUAUGCUUGGAAGAGAUAAAUAUCAGUGAGGGGGUCAGUGAAGAGGAAACUGAUGACAUUCCUAAAGAUGUUUAUGCCAAAGCAAGAAACUAUGACUCAGCAUCUCCUGCUGAUAACCAAAAUGUAACUCAGGAAAACAGGCUAGUAGAUACAGAAGGUGAACAGGUAGUAGAAAGUGAUGGUGUAUUACUGAAAAUAGGUCUUGAUGCUGAGGAUGAAACAGUAAAAGAAUUAAGUGAAGAUAUAAAUGAGAAAGAUGAAGUGGUUGAUGUGCAAUUUGAGGGCAUACGAAGUGAAGGUGUGUUCAGAAAUGGCAUUACAGUGGAGGUGGACCUGGAAUCAGAUAUUUACGUGGAAAACAGCCAGUUGAUGAGACUGAUGAAAGAAGUGAAAGAGCAGAAACUCCUCAUUGAAGAUCUUAGGUGCCAGUUGUGUGUGGCAGAGGAAGAGAAAGAAACUCAUACCACAUAUCUUUCUCGCAUUCAUCGUCUUCUGCUGAGCGUCACUUCUGAGACAUAUAGAUGGACGGAGGGAGUGAGGAAGGAGUGGCUGUCGAGGGUACCUGGCGUGAGUGAGGAGGGCGCUGCGGACCCCCUGCGGAGCACGGAGCCCCUGGACGACGGGCCCCUCACAGGGACACACUCCAGGGAGGAGAUUGAGUCCCUGAUCCGGGCGAGAUGUGACCUGGGGUGCCCGCCCUCGAAGGAUGACCUCGCUAAGGAAUAUGUGAAUCCAGAGAAUUUAGCAGCAGAGCUCGAGCGGGAGUUGCUGGCUCUAAAGCUCCACGUGGCUCGCUCUCAUGCCCUUCUCCAUCACUAUCAGAGCUCGAGUCUCUAUGGCAGCAGGAGCGAGGUGUCCACGCCCCCCGCGCCGCCUCUGCGCCAGACACAAGAGAUGGCUUCACAAGUACUUGGUCAUCAGAGAGCUAAUAAUUAG
Messenger RNA from Penaeus monodon (black tiger shrimp), 1629 nucleotides. RefSeq lists its product as uncharacterized. Bases 163 to 1629 code for a protein of 488 amino acids. The transcript has 9 exons. Lineage: Eukaryota; Metazoa; Arthropoda; Malacostraca; Decapoda; Penaeidae. The record is from RefSeq and is a predicted model, not a curated record.